This is a messenger RNA of Vigna radiata var. radiata (mung bean), 2084 nucleotides long. RefSeq lists its product as uncharacterized. The record is from RefSeq and is a predicted model, not a curated record. Lineage: Eukaryota; Viridiplantae; Streptophyta; Magnoliopsida; Fabales; Fabaceae. Bases 794 to 1513 code for a protein of 239 amino acids. The transcript has 2 exons.
AUAAAGAAGGAGAAGAGGAAGAAAAGAAAAAAAAAAUUGAGAAAAGCCCUUUGUGUCCUAAGGAGUAUCCCAAGGAGAAAAAGAGAAAGGGGAAGGAGGAAAGCAAGAAGAAAGAAGCACAUAAAAGAACCCUUCCCCACUCAAAGAAGCAACACAGGAAGAAAAAAAAACAAUUCAAGCAGCUAAAAAUCAUCAAGAAAUUGAAGGUUAAACUUCCGGUGAAGAAAACAUUGCAGUCAACCCCAGGGCAUAUAAAAUUCUUAAAAAGAUUCAACAAAAAGAAGAAGUUGUUCAAAGUGGAAGACCGGGGAUCUACAGGUAAGAAAGCAUUUACUGAAGGGUGUAGAUGACCGAGUCAAGCUAGUGACGUUAAAGAAGCGCUUGCUAGGAAGCAACCAAGUGUUUUGAUGUAUUUUUCGUCCAUAUAGAGGGUAAGAAAGGUGACUCAUUAUUCCAUUUUCUUUAUUUCAAAAAAAAAAAAAGGAAUUCGACGCCCGGGCGGUGGAAUUGGUUGCCAGGGCGACGACGAAGCAGUUUUAAAAAUUGGAUCUGUAGCUCAAGCGAGCCCAACCCAAAUACACUCCUUUUUAUUCCAAGGGUCUCACCUGAGCCUCCACACUCAGCUUUCCUCUCCAACAACCCUCCAAACACCUCCCCUAAUUACUCUCUCCAAUUUUCCCCCUUUCCUAAACCCAUCAAAGACUAGGCCUCCACUCUUGGGCAGAAAAAUCAAAAGCCUCAAAGGGAGUUACUCUCACUUCAUCCUCAAUUUAUUCUAUGCUCCCAUCAUGGAAUGACGUUAGGCUCUAGGAGACCAAGGACUGCAGGUAGCAAAAGAAAGGAGAUUGAGCAGUUAUAUUCCCACCAGUUCAAGACACCGGCCCAUGCAAGAUAUUUCUCAAUAGUUGAGGGGAAGAAGCUGCUCAUGGAAUGCAAGGUGAGGCUGAUCACAGCCUCAGCCCCUCAGUUUGGAAGGGAGAUCACCAACAGAGGAUGGCUGAACCUAACCACCUACCCUGCCUCAGCCAACCCUGCCAUUGUGAAAGAAUUCUACACUAAUGCUAGGGCGUUGGGUGGUGAACCAGAGACAUACUCCAGCUAUUUGAGGGGCCGAAGGAUCCCCUUUGAUGCCAACACUAUCAACACCUUUUUGGGCACUGAUUGGGAAGGAGGAAGGUGCCAAUAUGAGCAGACCAUAAUUGAGGGAGUUGAUUAUGAGGAUGUGGUGAGGACUCUAUGCCUACCUAGGGAACGCUUUGAGCUGAGUAGAGUUGGAGUACCGACCCACCUCAAGAGGUCAUUCUUGAUUCCAAUGGCUAGGUAUUGGAUGACUUUCACCCAGGCCAACAUCCUCCCCUGCUUGCAUGUGUCUGACAUCACCAGCCUGGGGGCUACAUUCCUGUUCUGUGUCAUGAGUGGACGUGGUGUCAACAUAGGAUCAGUCAUUGCUGAUGAGAUUAGGAGCUGCACCCGCAACUUGCAUACUAGAACCCCAUUGGGGCACCCCUCCUGAUCACUCAUCUGUGUGAGAUGAUGGGUGUAGAUGUGUCUAAACCACCUCUAGAGAGCCCGAGAAAGGAGUUGGACGAUUCUUACUUUGCCUACCACUAUGCGAUUGAGGAACAGGGCCCAACCAUGAUCCCACAACAGGAGCCAGGGGCUCAUAGGGGACCACCACCACCAGCCCAUAAGGCCACCCCAUUUCAGAUGAGGGACAUGUAUAUGUCCCUAAUGGAGGCACGAAUGACAUUCCUCUACAGAGGGGAGCAGGAGUUGCUGAGGACACUGACAUCCGCUUUUCUUGAGAGACACUUUAUCUCACAGGAGGAGUUUGCAGCCAGAGUGGCAUGGCCCGCUGACCCAACAUAGGGAGGUGGCGGCGAUGGAGCUGCUGGGACCUCAGCCAUGGGAUAUGACUCAGAGGAAGAUUAUUAAUGAGAUGUACUUGGCAUCUACUGAUGGAUGCCACCUUUAGAAUAGGAUUUCUUUUGAAUAUGUUAUUUCUGCACUUUAAUUGUUGUAGCUUGUCUAGACUUCUACUUCUAAUUUUUGUCUUUAUUUUAAUUAAUGUGUGCUUUCUUUUA